Molecule: messenger RNA, 3164 nt
Organism: Vombatus ursinus (common wombat)
Lineage: Eukaryota; Metazoa; Chordata; Mammalia; Diprotodontia; Vombatidae
Gene: PFKL
Product: phosphofructokinase, liver type
Biological process (GO): canonical glycolysis; fructose 1,6-bisphosphate metabolic process; fructose 6-phosphate metabolic process
Cellular component (GO): cytoplasm; 6-phosphofructokinase complex; membrane
Molecular function (GO): fructose-6-phosphate binding; 6-phosphofructokinase activity; ATP binding
Source: RefSeq, a predicted model, not a curated record
GGGGCAGCCACAACCUGCACCCAGAGGGGCCGAAGAACCGAAUAGAGAAGCGAGCUGAGCGCGCACCUGGACAGGCCGGGUCAGAUCAUGGCGAGCCCCACGGCGGCAGCGUUGGGGGGUCUGGAGCAACUGCGGAUAUGCGGGGCGGGGGCAGGCCGAGCUCUGGCCGUGCUCACGAGUGGCGGGGACGCCCAAGGCAUGAAUGCGGCGGUCCGGGCCGUGACCCGCAUGGGCAUCUAUGUUGGAGCCAAAGUCUUCCUCAUCUAUGAGGGCUACGAGGGCCUGGUAGAAGGAGGUGAGAACAUCCGGCAGGCCACGUGGCUGAGCGUCUCCAACAUCAUCCAGAUGGGAGGUACCAUCAUUGGCAGUGCCCGCUGCAAAGCAUUUACCACCAGGGAGGGCCGCCUGGCUGCCGCCUAUAACCUGGUCCAGCAUGGCAUCACCAACCUGUGUGUCAUUGGUGGGGAUGGGAGUCUGACAGGGGCCAACAUCUUCCGGACAGAGUGGGGAGGCCUCCUGCAGCAGCUGGUGAAGGAAGGCAAGAUCACUGAAGAUGUGGCCCAGACUUAUUCACACCUCAACAUUGUCGGGCUGGUGGGCUCCAUCGACAAUGACUUCUGUGGGACAGACAUGACCAUUGGCACCGACUCAGCCCUGCAUCGUAUCAUGGAGGUGAUCGACGCCAUCACUACCACGGCCCAGAGUCACCAGAGGACAUUUGUGCUGGAGGUGAUGGGCAGGCACUGUGGGUAUUUGGCCUUGGUAUCGGCUUUGGCGUCAGGUGCCGACUGGCUCUUUAUCCCCGAGUGCCCCCCCGAGGACGGCUGGGAGAACUUCAUGUGUGAGAGACUCGGCGAGACUCGGAGCAGGGGAUCCAGGCUGAACAUUAUCAUCCUUGCAGAAGGUGCCAUCGACCGCCAUGGGAAACCCAUCACAUCCACAUACGUGAAGGAUCUGGUGGUUCAGCGCCUGGGGUUUGACACUCGGGUGACUGUUCUGGGCCACGUGCAGCGGGGAGGGACGCCUUCUGCAUUUGACCGUAUCUUGAGCAGCAAGAUGGGCAUGGAGGCUGUGAUGGCCUUGUUGGAAGCCACGCCGGACACCCCAGCCUGUGUGGUGAGCCUCUCCGGGAACCAGUCUGUGCGGCUGCCACUGAUGGAGUGUGUCCAGGUGACAAAGGAUGUGCAGAAGGCCAUGGACGAGCAAAGGUUUGAUGAAGCCAUCCAGCUGCGGGGGAGGAGUUUUGAAAACAACUGGAACAUUUAUAAGCUGCUGGCUCACCAGAAGCAAUCUCAGGAGAAGAGUAACUUCUCCGUCGCCAUUUUGAAUGUGGGGGCUCCAGCGGCCGGCAUGAAUGCUGCCGUGAGGUCCGCAGUACGAACCGGCAUAUCCCAGGGGCACAAGGUCUAUGUCAUUCAUGAUGGCUUUGAAGGCUUGGCCAAAGGGCAGGUGCGCGAGGUGGGCUGGCAUGAUGUCGCUGGCUGGUUGGGGCGAGGAGGAUCCAUGCUUGGUACUAAGAGAACUCUGCCCAAAACCUGCCUGGAGAAAAUUGUGGAAAAUGUACGGACUUACAACAUCCAAGCCCUGCUGGUCAUUGGUGGCUUUGAGGCCUACGAGGGCGUGCUGCAGCUGGUGGAAGCCCGAGGACAGUAUGAGGAACUCUGCAUCGUCAUGUGUGUCAUACCCGCCACCAUCAGCAACAACGUCCCCGGUACCGACUUUAGCCUGGGCUCGGACACGGCCGUCAAUGCUGCCAUGGAGAGCUGUGACCGCAUCAAACAGUCAGCUUCCGGCACCAAGCGGCGGGUGUUUAUCGUGGAGACGAUGGGGGGCUACUGCGGGUACCUGGCCACGGUGACAGGCAUUGCGGUGGGAGCCGACGCUGCCUACGUGUUUGAAGACCCCUUCACCAUCCAUGACCUGAAGGCCAACGUUGAACAUCUGACGGACAAGAUGAAGACGGAUAUCCAGCGGGGUCUGGUGCUCCGGAAUGAGAAGUCCCAUGAGCACUACACCACAGAGUUUCUGUAUAACUUGUACUCCUCUGAGGGGAAGGGCAUCUUUGACUGCAGAACCAACGUCCUGGGACACCUGCAGCAGGGAGGAGCCCCCACCCCCUUUGACCGAAACUACGGCACCAAGCUUGGGGUGAAGGCCAUGCUCUGGAUGUCGGACAAGUUGCGAGAGGCCUAUCGGAAGGGGCGGGUUUUUGCCAACUCUGCAGACUCGGCCUGUGUGAUUGGCCUAAGAAAGAAGGUGGUGGCUUUCAGCCCAGUCACUGAACUCAAGAAGGUCACAGAUUUUGAGCACCGCAUGCCCCAAGAUCAAUGGUGGUUGGACCUGCGGCUCAUGCUGAAGAUGCUGGCCAACUACCAGAUCAGCCUGACUGAAUACGUCUCUGGGAAGAUGGAGCACGUCACCCGGCGCACCCUGAGCAUCGAGAAGGGCUUCUGAGUGGCGGUGCCGGCCCCAGCCUCCCUUUCCCCAAUGCCUUCCUCACUAGCUCCACUGUGGGUGCACUGUCUGGAGGCAGCUUAGUGUGUAGACACUGACCCCUUGGGGACAUCACUUCCUUGCUGCAUGAAAGGGAGGGUGGUUUCACCAUCCACUGUCUCCGGUCCUUGACAUCGUAGUAUUUGAAGAAAAUGUACCAGACCAAAACCAGGCACUCUGUGUAGUUUGGGUAGCAUAGACUCAGACGGGACCUUCUAGCCAAGUUCCUCAUUGUGUAGGUGGGGAAACUGAGGCUUAGAGUGGCAGAGGGACUUUUCGUUGAAGCUGGAAGGGACCUUAGAGACCCCGAAGGCUGAGCACCUCGUUUGACGGAUAGGGAAACUGCAGCGUGCGGUGGAAUUGUGGAAUCCCUAGACCCGCUAGGAUGGAGGACAAAGUGAAGUUCCCCUAGUCACUCAGCCAAGGAAAGGCCUGGCCUUUAUCCACACUGCUCCUCCCUGGGCCUACUGUCCACACCAGUGUGAGGGAGGACCACCCUUCUCUCUCCCAGGCAUCAGAAAACACUGGCACCUGCUGGGGUUGGGUGGGCAUGGGGCUCUGCCACUUGAGCAGCGAGCUGGCCACCUAUAGCCAGGACCUUGAGCUGUGCAAACAUUCUUACUGUGAUCAUGCUAUGUCUGUGUUAGAUUAAAAACCUAUUGAUGAGCGAG